CCUCGCCUUCGGCGCCGCCGCCGCCGAUCCCCCGGAAGGCAGAGCCCGUGCCCUUGCGAAAGGCGCCCAACGACCUUGUUGCAGGCUGCUGCUGAAGGCGAGGUAAAGGAGGAGCCAAAGAGAAGAUCGGCUAGACUAUCUGCUAAACCUGCUCCACCUAAACCAGAACCAAAACCCAAAAAGGCAGCACCUAAGAAAGAAAAAGGAGCAAAUGAUAAGAAAGAGGACAAGAAAGUAGCGGCAAAAGGGAAAAAGGGAGCCAAAGGAAAAGAAGAAACUAAGCAAGAAGAUGCUAAAGAAGAAAACCACUCUGAGAAUGGAGACACCAAAACUAAUGAGGCACCGGCUGCUGACGUAUCUGAUGAGAAGGAGGCCAAGUCCGAGUAACAAACUUAGCUCUCUUCAUUUCCAUCAUUCGGUAUCUGUACCUUCAUACUGUAUUGUUAAGAGAGGAAUAUUUUUAUCAACUAUUUUAUAAAUGCAGGUUUUUUUAGCAUGGAAUUAAUUAUGGAACAUCUUCAUCUCGGCUACUUGGGACUUAAACCAACAAAACAAAAUCAUUGUUUUUUUAAAAAAAAUUGUGAUUGUCAUAGUUUGUAUGGUACCUGGAAAAAAAAAUCAGUGGUGGUAGCUAUUGAAUUCUGUCAGUAUAUAAUCCCUUUGUGUAUAAGUCAUGCAGACUUCAGAUUGUAAUUUCACCCUUGUUAUGUGUCGUAUGUUUUCUUAACGUGGGGAGGUCUCAAAAAUAACAACAUAAUUGUGUUAGACAUUCCGAUGGUUCUGUGGGUUGCUUUUAUAAAGAAGGUGAAAUAUUUUCAUGAAAAAAAAAAAUCCUUAGAAGCUGGAAAUCUUGUUGUAUCCCAAAUGUAGUUUUAUUUUGUCACAUUUUGGAGAAUAAUAAUAAUAAUUAAAAAGUGUAUUCAUGUUUUUAAAUGAAAUACAAAAAAAUUCUUUAAAAAAAAGAGAAGCGCAGGCUGACUGAAUAUACCCACUGUUAGGAAUUUUUCUGGAUUUAUCUUAAUAAAAAAAGACUCCUCGAAAAA
Molecule: messenger RNA, 1043 nt
Organism: Pogona vitticeps (central bearded dragon)
Lineage: Eukaryota; Metazoa; Chordata; Lepidosauria; Squamata; Agamidae
Source: RefSeq, a predicted model, not a curated record